This is a messenger RNA of Girardinichthys multiradiatus, 3509 nucleotides long. RefSeq names its product potassium channel, subfamily K, member 3a (gene kcnk3a). NCBI's taxonomy places the organism in Eukaryota, Metazoa, Chordata, Actinopteri, Cyprinodontiformes, Goodeidae. Gene Ontology annotation, cellular component: membrane. Bases 339 to 1541 code for a protein of 400 amino acids. Gene Ontology annotation, molecular function: potassium ion leak channel activity; open rectifier potassium channel activity. Gene Ontology annotation, biological process: stabilization of membrane potential; potassium ion transmembrane transport. The record is from RefSeq and is a predicted model, not a curated record. The transcript has 2 exons.
UAAAGAAAAACUUUCAUAAACCUUUAGAAAGCCUAGAGAAGUAUUAAACCAAAACAUGUACAAAUAUUACUACGACGAUGCACUAAAAUCGCAAAUAAUCCUAACAUCGAACAACUUUUAAAGACAUGAAGGGGUAUCUAUAACUGGGGGAGGGUUCGGGUAUAGGAGGUGUGUUUUAGGGGGAGUGGUGCUGAAAGAACAGCUCCUCUUCAUCAUAAAACAAGCAGAGGGCUCCGCUGCUCCGUCAGUCAGUAGAGCCAUGAGCCAACCGAGCUCCCCGUCCUGCAGCCCCGCGCUGCCUCUCCGACUGCGCCCCUGACCCUGCACCGACCGUAGCUAUGAAGAGGCAGAACGUGCGGACCCUCGCCCUCAUCAUCUGCACCUUCACCUACCUGAUCGUGGGCGCCGCGAUCUUUGACGUGCUGGAGUCUCAGGAGGAGACAACCCAGAAGGAAAGUCUAGACAUCAGGAAGCAGGAGCUGCUCAACACUUUCAACCUCUCCAAAGAGGACUUUGACGAGCUAGAGAAGGUGGUGCUGCAGCUUAAACCGCACAAAGCCGGCGUGCAGUGGAAAUUCGCAGGCUCCUUUUAUUUCGCCAUCACGGUGAUCACCACCAUAGGAUAUGGCCAUGCAGCCCCAAGCACAGAUGGAGGAAAGGUGUUCUGCAUGCUCUAUGCCCUCCUAGGCAUCCCCCUCACUUUGGUCAUGUUCCAGAGUGUUGGUGAGCGGAUCAACACCUUUGUCAGAUUCCUGCUCCACCGCCUAAAGAAGUGCCUUGGAAUGAGGCGCACCGAAGUCUCCUUGGCCAACAUGGUGACCAUUGGUUUUAUAUCCUGCAUGAGCACACUGUGUGUGGGAGCCAUGGCCUUCUCCCACUUUGAAGAGUGGAGCUUCUUUCAUGCGUACUACUACUGCUUCAUCACACUCACUACCAUUGGUUUUGGGGACUAUGUGGCUUUGCAGAAUAAGCAUGCCCUGCAGACCAAGCCAGAGUAUGUGGCCUUUAGCUUUAUCUACAUCCUGACAGGCCUGGCGGUGAUUGGAGCCUUCCUCAACUUAGCAGUACUGAGAUUUAUGACAAUGAACACUGAGGAUGAGAAAAGGGACGCUGAGCAGAGGGCUCUUCUUGCCCAUAACGGUCAGGUGGGUGGGCACAUCAACUGCUCUGUAGACACAGUCUCCCCCUCCUCUACGCCGCCUGGGUGUGGUGGUGGAAGUGCAGUCGGAGGGAGCGGUGCAGGGGCCGCGAGCCGCGGCUUGCGUAACGUUUAUGCCGAGGUUCUCCACUUCCAGUCCAUGUGCUCCUGUCUUUGGUAUAAGAGCAGAGAGAAGCUGCAGUACUCCAUACCCAUGAUCAUCCCACGUGACCUCUCCACAUCAGACACCUACAUGGAGCAGGGAGAGGCUUUUUCCAACCCUCUUCAUUCUAACAGCUGCAUGUGCAGCUUGCAGCAUCCCUCAGGCAUUAGCUCAGUGUCCACAGGUUUGCACAGCAUCAACACUUACAGGAGACUGAAUAAACGCAGGAGCUCUAUCUAAACACCUGGAGAACUUUGUUUUACUGUCUAUUUACGUGUAUCACCAUGGGAAACAAUACAGCAAGAAUUAUAAUGGACACCAAGGGAACAAAACUCCACUUUUAAAGAGAUUUCACUCUACUAACCCGGGCUUUGUUUUGGAAUAGAAUAAUCUGGUGGUUUGGACUCCAGACAUGAUUCUUCCAUUGACAGAUCAUGAACCAUUUAAAAUUAAGAUUCCCACUGAAGCUUCGGAGAUGUACUGGUAAUGGUUGUUUAAAUAGCAUUCAUGGCAUCCUUUGACACUCUUGGACCUCUGCAAUAUGUAAACUCUGAAAUGAGUAUUUUCUUUGUCAGAAGGUAUGGAUUUCCAAAUCCUAAUCUGAAAGAGAUAGAAAGGAAUGUGAGACAUGUCUUAAGAGAUUAAUCUGAUAAGCCCUUAAAACAUUUUUUUUAAAUAAAAUAAAUUUAAUUUUCCCAGAAGAAAACGUUUUGGUCAGAAACUGACUUGAAGAGUGAAACUAAAAUGUAUGUACAUAUUUGGACACUUCACAUAAAGUGUUCAAAAAACGUUUUUUUCUGUAUUUAUGUUUCCACAGUACAGGUUCAAGCCAAACUUCCCGAUCUUAAGAUUUGCUUCUCUUUUGUGAGGAUAAAUUACAUUAAAUUAUGUAUCUCACUAGUUUAGAAUUGCUGCCAUACACUGUCAUUUUGCAAAAGUGUAUUUAUCUUUUUUGUAACAAUUCUCACAUUACAAUCACAGACUUCAAUGCAUUUUAUUGGGAUAGUAUGACAAAGACAAACAAAAAGUUGCUUGUAAUUGUGAAGUUUGCAUUGGUAACAUUACCUUGCCUAAAUAUCUCCACAACCUUGUCCCUGAGCUCUGUGAUAUGAUUCUUGGUCUUCAUUAUGCUGUUUGCUCAAUGUUUUCUAACCAACAUCUGAGCUAUUCAGAGAACAGCUGCAUUAAUACAGAGAAUAAAUUAUUAACAGGUGGGCAGUAUUUGCUUAUUAGGCAACUUAAAGAUGGUUGAUUGAACAAGAUUUUAUUUAUUUUUGAAUACAAAUACCAACAAAACACUUUUCAGAUACUUAAACAAUCUUAAAAUUAAAAAUGUCCUUCCACUUUGCAAUUCUGCAGCACUUUGGGUUAUUUUACCUUAUAAAAUCCCAAUAAGAUACAUUAAGUUUGGGGGUAAUGACAAAAUGAGGAAAAUUGUAUAAAUGCAUUUGCAAAGCACUGUUAGCAUCUGACAUAAUGGUGUUGUUCACCACUAGGCCUCCUUUUGUCACUUUUCCAUAGCUUUUUAAAAUAACUAUGAAUUUAUUUUUCAUAGGUUGUCCCUGUGCAAUCAUCUGAAUUAUGUACAUGUUGCUCAUCAUAUGUUUUUGUGUAAUUGGACUAUAAUCUGAGAGUUUAAAUCAGAACAUGUAAACUCACCUGUGUAUUGUAGAAAGGCAUAUCUUAUUCAUUGCUGCAACUUGGAGAACUGUUGUUUGUGCUUUCAGACACUGGGACUCAAUGCACAUAUUUUAUUUUUUUUAAUGAAUCCCACCAUUUUAUGUUUCGUAAAUGAUAAGACCUAAAUGAUUAUUACUUGUCAGAGAAGUGAGAAGCAUUUGCGUUGAUGCUCUGUUUAUUGUGCACCUCACAAACAAACAUCCUCAGAUUUUGCACGUCUUGCACUUACAGAGGGGGCCGCUCUCCAGCCCUGUCAAACGCACUUGACUCAACUACAUGAGGUCUUUUAUGCAGUGUUGAUUUUGUUCUUUGGAAGAAUUGACCUUUGUCUUUAUUGUAUUUCUGUAAUUUAUCUUCACAGUGAGUCAUUUUGGUUUUCAGUUUUUCUUUUCUACUGGAAAGUUCAUGACUACAGUGAACCCUUUAGUGUUUUUCAGCAACUCACUACUACCUGAUGAGAAGAGCUAUGUGUGUUACAUGUACAUGUUUUUCUUUUCUUUGACCAUAAUAAAAUAUUAUUUAAUUUAA